AUGAGCGACUCAAAAGACAGGAUGACCGAUAGAAAGGUAGCCGCAAGUAGCAACAAGAGCCGCGACAACGGUAUCCUAUACAAUGGCACAGCAGAGCAAAAGAUCGACGCCUGGCUGCACACCAUUGCUCAGGACUCGCAGGGCAAGAACUGGAUGAGCGACUGGGUUCCGCUCCUUCGAGUCCGUUCCGUCCGGCCAAACGACCCGCGCCCCGGCGUCACCUUUGCCUUUACCGUCCAGCACGAGCACUGCAACAACAUGGGUACCAUGCACGGCGGCUGCACCGCCAGCAUCUUCGACGUGUGCACCACGCUGCCCGUCGCGUUUGCUAUGGCCCCGGGCUCGUGGGAGAUGCUCGGCGUCACGCGCACGCUUAACGUCAGCUACAUGCUCCCCGUCUUUGUUGGCGACGAGGUCCUCAUUGAGUGCGAGAUCCUACAGAUUGGCAAGAAGCUUGCUGCCCUGAGGGGCGUGAUGAGGCGGAUGGGGGACAAUGCGAUUGUCGCGACGUGCGAGCAUGGCAAGUUUGACGCUGGCGUCAAGUCGAGAGCCUAG
This is a messenger RNA of Purpureocillium lilacinum, 555 nucleotides long. RefSeq lists its product as uncharacterized. The record is from RefSeq and is a predicted model, not a curated record. NCBI's taxonomy places the organism in Eukaryota, Fungi, Ascomycota, Sordariomycetes, Hypocreales, Ophiocordycipitaceae. Gene Ontology annotation, molecular function: fatty acyl-CoA hydrolase activity.